CGAUACCAUUUUAAUGACAGCUAUAUGAGAUGGUCUAGUUUUCUUUCUUACCGCAGGUGCCCGUUGCAGCUAAUUUCGUCAGAUUCAACUAGAUUACGAUUCUUCCAACGAGUGGCUAGAAUGUAAGUUCUGGCUGGCCGCCAAGAUUCGAAGUCGAUCUGUCAAACAAUCAGCUGUGCAUAAUAUUCUGAAGUGUUGUUUAAUUUGACCGUUGCAUAAUACAAAGCGCACAGAAUACGGCAAGAUCCUAACUUGUCAAGUUCAAUCCAGACAUUGCACGGAGUCCAUCAUGGUUGUCCACAAGUUUUCGCAAAAUUCUGAACAUGAACAUUUUACGUCUGCUUUGUCGUCUGCAGAUGAAAGGACGAUACAAAAGCCAUUGCUGAUUCCUGAAGAUAUUGAAAAAUUAAUUAUUGCGACUGGAAGCAUUAUACCCAAUAAUUCUUCAGUAUUACAUUUGGAUGAAGACAAUCUCCACUUGCGAUCCAAAGCACUUACUUUGAUUAGAUGUUUACAUUUGUUUUUCGGAACCCUGCCAGACACCUUUGCAGUUGCUGCUAAUGUUCUUGACAAGUUUUUGAUUGUUGUCAAGAUUAAAGAAAAAUAUUUGAGCUGCAUUGCUUCCGCCUGCUAUUUUAUUGCAAGUAAAAUACACCAAGAAGAUGAGGAACUUCCUACAACAGCAGAUCUUGCUCAUCUCCAUGGCAACAAAUGGCGUUCCUCUGACCUCUGCAGAAUGGAAAGAGUCAUUCUUCAGAAAAUUAAAUGGGAUGUUUCCAAGACAACCUGUCUCUGUUUCAUCAGGCUCUUCCAUGAACUGUUUGUCAAAUGUCUUCCCAUGUUUGAGUCCAGCUGUUGUCUUGAGACUAUGCUCGUCUUAGCUGAAAAUUCUAUCAGGGUGGAAUCAAGUACAGUCUUCAAGCCAUCAACAGUUGCAUGGUGUAUUGUUCACUCCCAUUUAAAGGAAAAGCAAUUGCUCCUGCCACAGUGUAGAACAUUUCUUUUAUACGUCCAGCGGAUUUGUCAGAUUUAUGAUUCAGAGAUUUUCGAAUGCAACCAACUUCUGCUCAAAUACCUUAGUGAACGAAGACAAGAAAAACUGAAUACUCAACGUUUGUCUCACGUGUUUCCCUUUGUAAAGAGACGCUGCAGACCUAGUUCAGAAGGAGAAUCAGAACUUCCUGUUAUUAUCGAGGAUUGCCAAGCAGUCUAGUCUCAUUUAGUCGAGAACAUCAAGAACUGUUUGGAUAAGUCUGUUGAACUGCCAUCUCUGUGGUUUAUAAGUGCAUGUUUUACUAGGAUUAAUCAAAUUCCUUCCAAAAACAAACAAAAUAGCUGUGAUAAUCAUGUAUUCGAUAUUUGUUUUAUGUUGAUCUCGUUAUUUUUAGUGUUUGUCACCAACGAAGAACCUGUUUUAGACAUGACCUUGAAUUCAGGUCAUACUUCUAUGUUCUAUUCAUAUUUAUUCUUAGUUGAUGUCAGCGUUUUACAAAGAACCUGUUUUAGAUGUGACCUUGAAUUCAGGUCAUACUUAUACUGUGUUCUAUUCAUAUUUAUUCUUAGUUGAUGUCAGCGUUUUAAUUCCAGUGAAAUAUUUGCAUGUACCUAUUUUUAUUUUUCAUAAAAUAUCAACCAAAAUAAUAUUGAAAUUAUUUUGUUUUUUAAUUCUAGCCCUUUUUACCUAGUUUGACUUUUAGUAAUAUUUGAGACAUGCUUUUAUAUGUUGGAUAAAUUCUGUUCAGUUCAGCAGAAAUUAAAAAUUUUGAAUAGUCUUGACGGAUAAGUACCAGCAAAAACCUGACCAGUUCGCCAUAAUUACUUCUGGUCUGUCAAAAUAUUGCUAUAAUAACAACUUAAAUAUCAUUCAUUAAAGCGAAACAUGUUGAAACCUUUUUCUUGUAGCUUUUGUUCUCUUCAUAUUGAUACGAAUAUAAAAUGGGUGAAAUGAUUAAUAAAGUAUAAUGGAAAAUAACCAAAACUAAAAUUAAAUGCUUUAUUUGAUUAGUGAGAAGAAGGAGGUAAUAAAAUGAUCAAUUCCUUUUUGUAUUUAAUAUUUACAGUUUGGUGAAGGUAAAAAUGGUAAUCAAAACAUUUAAAAUAAUUCUAUUUAUAAUUGAAAAUAAGCCCACAUAAAGUAAAGAUCUACUGUUAGGUUAACUUGACAUAAUUUUUUUUUUUUUUUUUUACAUAUUUUCAAGUUGUUAUUGGUGAGUAAAAUAUGAAAAUAGGUGCAUAAUUAUAUUUAUAAGUGACAUUCACUAUUGUUUUAGGAGAUAUUUCUGUGCAAUAUGUUACAUAUAUAUACAUUUAUUUUUAUUGUAUAACAACUUGAUGUUAAACAUCAUGUUCAUGGAUUAACCACAUUAUUAUGUGUAUACUCAGUACAUUUCACUUAAUUAUAAUAUUGUUGUUAAUCUGCAAAGUAUUUAAUUUGUGUAUUUUUUUAUAACCCUAAUUUAAUUAAUAUUACAUGGACAUAGUAUUAAAACAGGUAGUUGUUAGUUUACUAGUUGAAUCUGUUACAAUGUAUGUAUCGUGUCUCAAAAGGCUUUUAACCUUUUUAAAAUACACCAUGUUUUAUAUAUUAUUAAUAAAAUAACAUGAUAAUAUAUC
Messenger RNA from Gigantopelta aegis, 2613 nucleotides. Its product is annotated as cyclin-G2-like. Gene Ontology annotation, molecular function: cyclin-dependent protein serine/threonine kinase regulator activity. Gene Ontology annotation, biological process: regulation of cyclin-dependent protein serine/threonine kinase activity; mitotic cell cycle phase transition. Gene Ontology annotation, cellular component: cyclin-dependent protein kinase holoenzyme complex; cytoplasm; nucleus. The transcript has 9 exons. Lineage: Eukaryota; Metazoa; Mollusca; Gastropoda; Neomphalida; Peltospiridae. The record is from RefSeq and is a predicted model, not a curated record. Bases 290 to 1213 code for a protein of 307 amino acids.